AUGGCUAGCGUUGUAGCAGAGGGCUUCACCGCCAGCCAGCCACGAUUCCAGCCCCAAGCACUCCGAAAGGUGCUCAUCGCCAACCGCGGCGAGAUCGCAUUACGUCUGAUUCGCACAUGCAAAGCGCUUGGCCUGCCCACCGUUUCAGUCUACACAAACGACGAUGCAGCUGCACCUCAUGCCUCGGCUGCGGACGAAGCCUUCUUGCUAGAAGGCAAAGAGUCUGACGGCAAGGGCUAUCUCGACCAGCAAGCCAUCAUUGAUAUCUGCAAAAGGACUGGCGCCAACUGCAUACUUCCCGGCUAUGGCUUCCUGUCCGAGAACCCCGGUUUUGCCAAACUCGUCGAGUCAAACGAUGGUCUAAUCUUUGCCGGUCCACGCAGCGAGACAAUCAACUCUUUCGGCUUGAAGCAUCAAGCUCGUGCUCUGGCUGAAAAGGCUGGCGUCCCUUGCGUUCCUGGUACCAACCUCCUCAAAAGUGCCGACGAGGCUCUUCAGGCUGCCGAAAAGAUCACCUACCCUGUCAUCCUCAAGAGCACAGCUGGCGGUGGAGGUCUGGGUCUCCAAGUCUGCAAAUCUUCCGCAGAGCUCAAGAGUGCUUUCGACAAGAUCACAUCGCGAGGAAAGGCGCUCUUCGGUGACGCUUCCGUCUUUCUCGAGAAGUACGUCGAAAAGGGUCGCCACGUCGAGGUACAAGUCUUCGGUAAUGGUCAAGGACAAGCGAUCCACUUUGGCGAGCGCGAGUGCAGUAUUCAACGUAGACACCAGAAGGUCAUCGAAGAGUGUCCCUCGCCUUUCGUCCACAAGACACCAGGAUUGCGUGAGAAGGUCGCCUCGUGCGCAGUAGCUCUGGCAGAGUCAGCCAAGUACAGAAGCGCAGGAACCGUCGAGAUGCUCGUUGAUGAUGACACAGCUAGCUUCUACUUUCUCGAGGUCAAUGCUCGUCUUCAGGUCGAGCAUUGCGUCACCGAGCUGUGCUACGAUAUUGACCUUGUUGCGCUCAUGCUGAUGCAGGCCGAUGCUGAGUUGAAUGGGAAGGGUGGCAUUCCUGCCGAGACGCUCAAUCCUUGGCAGAAGGAGGGCCCCAAAGGAGUAGCCAUCGAAGCUCGUCUCUAUGCCGAGAACCCGAUCCGCGACUAUGCGCCCACGCCAGGUCUGCUUCAGUACAUCGAAUACGCGACCGGUAAUGUGAAGCAUCCUAGGAUUGAUGGAUGGGUCUCGAGCGGCACCAAGGUAUCAGCAUCGUAUGAUCCAAUGCUGUCAAAGAUCUGCGUCUGGGGCGAGUCACGGGAUGCAGCCAUCACAGAUAUGAGCACCCUGCUCAACAAGUCCAAGGUGCAAGGCACACCCACCAACCUCGGCCUACUGCGUGCAAUCACAGCGUCGAAACUCUUUGCUACUGGCAAAACACUCACCUCCUUUUUGACGCCGGCUUCUGGCUUCAAGUAUCAGCCCUGCGCUUUCGAGGUGAUCACUGGCGGUAUCAGCACAACGGUGCAAGAUCACAACGGACGCAAGGGCGUCGGUCAUGGUGUACCCGAAGCUGGUGCCAUGGACCCACUUUCCCUGCAAGUUGCCAACCUCAUCGUCGGCAACCCUGCUGGAACUGAAGCGCUUGAAAUCACUCUCUCUGGACCCGAGCUACUGUUCCAUGCUGGUGCCGUCGUUGCUCUUGCAGGUGCCGAGAUGGACAUGACUCUCGAUGGCAAGCCUGUGGAAUGCUACACACGCAUUGUCGUGCAAGCAGGAUCCAAGCUCAAGAUCACCAAAGUCGCAGAUGGCGCAGCUGGCUGUCGAUCCUACCUGGCUAUCCGAGGUGGGUUGCCAGAGGUGGCGAUCUAUCUGAACUCCAAGUCGACUUGCCCUUCGCUGGCACUCGGUGGUUACCAAGGACGAGCUCUAUUGGCGGGUGACACGCUCGAGAUGGAUCCUGCGACCAGCGAGCUUGCUUCUAGCGGCAAGGUUCAGCCUUACAGCUUGCCCAAAGAUGCACGUCUCACGAAGCUAUUCGAUGAGAGCAACAGUGACUAUGGUUGGCCGCUGCUGUGCAUGGCAGGACCCUUCGAUGACGAUGGCUUUCUCACGACCAAAGACCGUCAGAAGCUGUAUGGAACAUUGUGGAAAGUUUCACACCAGGCCAGUCGUACUGGUAUUCGUCUCGAAGGUCCACGAUACAAGUGGGCUCGCAAGGAUGGAGGAGAAGGUGGCUCUCAUCCGAGUAACGUGCUCGAGUUCGGCUACUCUUCGCGCGGUAUCAACAUGAACGGUGACGUACCCGUCAUCCUUGGCCGUGACGGUCCUGAUCUUGGCGGUUUGCUCAUCUCUAACACCAUCAUCUCGAGCGAGUGGAGAGAUGGGCAAAUGAAGCCGAGCGACAAGCUUCGUUUCGUCGCCGUCACUUACGAUCAAGCCCGCGAGAUCAGCGAUCGUGUGGAGAAGUACUUGAGUCAGAUCAAGAACGCUGUUGAUGGCCGGGGAGAGGUCGAGCCUCUGUCUAUGCAAGUGGUUGAUCAUCUUUACGCGAAAGGCGACUUUAGUCAGUCCAACUCGAUCCUCGCAAGUAUUGACGAGGUCGCGGGUGAAAGGCCCAUGGUUAAGAUCCGCUCUGCUGGUGAUAGGUUCAUCGUGAUCGAGUAUGGCGAUAUGACUGCAGACAUCAUCAAUCGAUGCAGGAUUGAGCUGCUUGUUCGAGAACUAGUCAAGACCAAGUCGACUUCUGGUAUUGUCAAUCUCAACCCCAAUUUGCGCAGUGUCACGAUCCAGAUUGAUCCGGCCAAGGUCAACGAUCUUCAGGGGUUGGUCAACUGGCUUGCGGAGCUAGAGACCAAAAUCCCAAACGCAAAGGAUGUCAAGAUCCCCACACGAGAGUUUACGCUGCCGGUCACGUUCGAGGAUCGAGAGGUGAAGUUGUCGGUGCAGAAGUACAUGGAGCUUGUGCGAUCCAAGGCGGUGUACUUGCCGGACAACAGCGAGUACCUUGCGGAAGCAAACGGGUAUAAAAGCACUCGAGAGGUGGAAGAAGCUGUCGUGGGCUGCCGUCAGCUUGCCGUCUCUGUAGGUUUCUUCAUGGGGACGCCGAUCUUGCUACCUCUGGACCCACGCAAACGUAUGCGAUGCCAGAAGUACAACCCCACUCGACUCACCACCCCAGCCGGUGCAUUGGGUCACGGAGGCAGUUGUUUCGCCAUCUAUCCCGUCAGUUGUCCCGGUGGAUACGCUUUACUUGGGCGCACUCUCCCCUGCUGGUCGACGUUUGGUGAUAAGCCAGGCUUCAAACCCACCCAGCCCUACCUAUUCGAAAACUUUGACACUAUUCAAUUCGAAAAGGUGGACCAAGCGUCCUACGAUCAAGCUCUCCGAGAGUUCGACGCAGGCAUCUACAAAUGGAAAGUCAAAGAAACUGUCUUCGAUGUUGCCGAACAAUCGCAAUUCCUAGAAUCGAUCAAAGAAGCAACGGAAGAAUUCAGAAAACAACAAGCUGUCUCCCUAAAGAAAGCCGAAGAGAAAGAAGAAAAACUCUUUGCAGAAUGGCAACAAGAAGUGCAAGAAGCAGAAAAACGUAAAGCUGCAGGCCAAACUUCUGGCGAUGGCCAACCAGCUACUCUUGAAGACUUUGCUCAUGAUGCGUCGGCUAUUCCAAUCACCUCUGGUCUAGCCGCGAAUGUAUGGAAAGUUCUAGCGAAGAAGGGUGAUAAAGUGGAAUCAGGGCAGAAGGUUGCGAUCUUGGAAGCGAUGAAGAUGGAAAUCGACGUAGUAGCUCCUGAUGGAUGUAAGACGAUUAAGGCGGUCCUCAAGCCGCCUGGAAGUAGUGUCAAUCCUGGUGAUGCGAUUUUGGUUGCUGGAUCCGAGUAA
Molecule: messenger RNA, 3852 nt
Organism: Ustilago hordei
Lineage: Eukaryota; Fungi; Basidiomycota; Ustilaginomycetes; Ustilaginales; Ustilaginaceae
Product: putative methylcrotonoyl-CoA carboxylase biotin carboxylase chain
Exons: 3
Coding region: 1-3852 (1283 amino acids)
Molecular function (GO): metal ion binding; ATP binding
Source: RefSeq, a predicted model, not a curated record